This is a messenger RNA of Chroicocephalus ridibundus (black-headed gull), 1058 nucleotides long. Its product is annotated as histone H2A.Z. Gene Ontology annotation, molecular function: structural constituent of chromatin; protein heterodimerization activity; DNA binding. Lineage: Eukaryota; Metazoa; Chordata; Aves; Charadriiformes; Laridae. The transcript has 5 exons. Gene Ontology annotation, biological process: heterochromatin formation. Gene Ontology annotation, cellular component: chromatin; nucleosome. The record is from RefSeq and is a predicted model, not a curated record. The coding region runs from base 341 to 727 and encodes 128 amino acids.
CCCCCGCAACCCUCCGGCGCCUGUCCCUUUAAAUAGGGGCGGGCCUCUCCCGCACCCUGGAUCGCGAGGCCCGCCCCUCCCUGCCUCGCCAUUGGUUGUCGCUGGGGGAGAGCGGCCCGCCCCCGCCCGCAGCCAUUGGCUAGGGGCGAGGCUGGGGUUCCCGGAUGCAGGCACGCUCGGUGGUUAUAAAGCGCCGGGGGAAGGCGGGAGCGGACGCAGUUUGAAUCGCGGCGGGUCGGGGCAGGUCGGCGCUGUUGUCCGGGUUCCGUGCGUGCGGGACGCUCUUUUCUUCUCUGUUUUCUUCUGCCUGGACCUGCGCGGCACCGCGGCCCGGUUCGCCAUGGCUGGUGGUAAAGCUGGGAAGGACUCCGGAAAGACCAAGACCAAAGCAGUGUCCCGUUCUCAGCGGGCUGGAUUGCAGUUCCCUGUUGGCCGCAUCCACAGACAUCUGAAGUCGAGGACUACCAGCCAUGGGCGUGUAGGAGCCACAGCUGCUGUGUAUAGUGCUGCAAUCCUGGAGUACUUGACAGCUGAGGUUCUUGAGCUGGCGGGAAAUGCAUCCAAAGACUUGAAGGUGAAGCGUAUCACUCCCCGUCACUUGCAGCUUGCAAUUAGAGGAGAUGAAGAAUUGGACUCUCUCAUUAAGGCAACAAUUGCUGGUGGUGGUGUAAUACCACAUAUCCACAAGUCUCUCAUUGGAAAGAAAGGACAACAGAAAACUGUCUAAAGGAUACCAGGAUUCCUUGUUAUCUCAGGACUCAAGUACUUAAUUGUCCAGUGUUGGUGAUUCCAGUGGACUGUAUCUGUGAAACACGAUUUUGCCUUUUUGUAACUUUGAGAAACUAAAGCUCCCUUGAGCUUUCUAACAAACCAAAUUUCUGCAUUGAAGUCUUAACCGUAUUUAAGUGUUACCAUGGCUUCAAAGAAGCUAUUGUAUUUGUAGUGGGUUUUGAUUGAGCUGACUGUUUUUAGAUUGGUUUAAGUAAAGGAAAUGUUUGGGUUUGUACAGACUUUUCAUCCACUAGAGUGGAAAUAUCCAAUAAAUGUUAUAUGAAGAC